GUGUUUGUUUUGUUUUCACGGCGAACAUAAAAGCAAAUAUAUUUUUUGUUGUAUUAUUAUAAUUUUGUUGUUUGGGGCUGUCGUCAUGUCAGACGAUAUCAAAAAAUAUUUCAACGGUUUGCUGCACAAGGUCAGUGGACUCUACGUGAUUCAGAUAACGGACCGCGAUGGAGUCCCGUUGCUUCGUGUUAGCCACAGUCAGGAGAAGAAUGUGGACUUUGCAUUGAUGCCUUCACUUAUCCCAACGUUCACCACAGCCAGCGAUCAGGCCAGCAAACUGGGUUUGGGCCGCAACAAAACCAUUAUUUCCAUGUACUCUAACUAUCAGGUGGUGCAAAUGAACAAAUUGCCUUUGAUCCUUACAUUUGUGGGCGCCGAGGAUUGCAAUACGGGUCACAUUCUAGCGCUGGAGCAUCAGGUGGAUGGGUAUCUGGAGGACAUCAAAAUGGCCGUGACAGAGUCGUAGAAAGCGAGGAAAAAGAGCAGCAACAGCCUCAUAGCAUAUGUGUAGUAUAUAGAAUGUAUAUUUAAAAAAUGAAACUUUUUACUUGGCUCUUAAA
This is a messenger RNA of Drosophila nasuta, 560 nucleotides long. It is a transcript of the gene Lamtor3, whose product is annotated as Late endosomal/lysosomal adaptor, MAPK and MTOR activator 3. Gene Ontology annotation, biological process: positive regulation of TOR signaling; cellular response to amino acid stimulus. Lineage: Eukaryota; Metazoa; Arthropoda; Insecta; Diptera; Drosophilidae. Gene Ontology annotation, cellular component: Ragulator complex. The record is from RefSeq and is a predicted model, not a curated record. The transcript has 3 exons. Bases 86 to 466 code for a protein of 126 amino acids.